UCCCCCGGCCCGCCACCCGCACCCCCCUCCCGGGAGACCCGCCACACACCGAGCGGCACCCGCCCCCGGGCCCUGCGUGCCGGCAGCCAUGGCCGCCCAGGAGAGGCAGGUGCACACAACAGGUGAAGAGCGGAGAGCGGGCAGCGAGGGCCUGGACCCCGGGGGGCCCCCCAACCUCGGCCCCGGGGUCCCCAUCCGAGGGAUCCGCAUGAAGUUCGCGGUGCUGAGCGGACUGCUGGAGGUCGGGGAGGUGAGCACCCGGGACCUGGUAGACACCGUGUUCAACCUGCUUGUUGGUGGACAAUUUGACCUGGAGAUGAAUUUCAUCAUUCAAGAAGGAGAGAGCAUUUUCUGCAUGAUUGAACUGCUGGACAAAUGUGAUGUCACCUGCCAAGCAGAAAUCUGGAGCAUCUUCACUGCCAUCUUGAAGAAAAGUACCCGCAAUUUAUUGGUGUGCACAGACGUUGGCUUGGUGGAGCAAGUACUGAAGAGAAUUGAUAAAGUUGACAGCAUGAUUGCAGAUUUGCUGGUUGACAUGUUGGGUGUUCUGGCCAGCUACAGUAUCACUGUCCGAGAACUCAAAUUAUUUUUUAGCAAACUUCAAGGAGAAAAAGGGCAAUGGCCUCCGCACGCGGGUAAAUUAUUGUCUGUGUUAAAGCACAUGCCUCAUAAGUAUGGCCCUGAUGCCUUCUUCAACUUUCCAGGGAAAAGUGCUGCAGCCAUAGCCUUACCCCCAAUAGCCAAAUGGCCAUAUCAGAAUGGUUUUACAUUUCACACCUGGCUAAGGCUGGAUCCACUAAACAACAUAAACGUGGACACGGCCAAACCUUAUUUGUAUUGUUUCAGAACAAACAAGGGCCUUGGUUACUCUGCUCACUUUGUGGGUGGCUGCUUAAUUGUCACAUCUGUAAAGUCCAAAGGAAAAGGCUUCCAGCACUGUGUGAAAUAUGAUUUCAAGCCUCAGAAGUGGUACAUGGUAUCCAUUGUUCACAUAUACAAUCGGUGGAAGAACAGUGAAUUGCGAUGUUAUGUGAAUGGUGAACUAGCUUCAUAUGGAGAGAUAACCUGGCUCGUAAACACAAGUGAUACGUUUGACAAAUGUUUCCUCGGCUCCUCUGAAACAGCAGAUGCAAACAGAGUGUUUUGUGGGCAAAUGACUGCAGUGUACCUUUUCAGUGAAGCACUCAAUGCUGCACAGAUUUUUGCAAUAUAUCAAUUAGGCCCAGGGUACAAGGGAACCUUUAAAUUCAAGGCAGAAAGUGAUUUAUUCCUUGCUGAACACCACAAAUUGCUGCUGUAUGAUGGCAAACUGUCCAGUUCUAUAUCAUUUGCGUACAACCCAAGAGCUACUGAUGCUCAGCUCUGUCUGGAAUCCUCACCAAAAGAUAAUCCAUCCAUUUUUGUGCACUCUCCACAUGCACUUAUGCUCCAGGAUGUCAAGGCAGUUCUCACACACUCUAUUCAAAGUGCAAUGCAUUCAAUUGGAGGAGUGCAGGUAUUAUUUCCUCUAUUUGCACAGCUGGACUUUAAGCAAUACGGGUCUGACAAUGUAGACACUUCUGUCUGUUCCACACUUUUGGCCUUCAUUUUGGAGUUGCUUAAGAACUCUCUCGCUAUGCAAGAACAGAUGCUUUCUUCAAAGGGCUUCCUUGUUAUAGGGUACAGUCUUGAGAAGUCUUCCAAAGCACAUGUCACGAAAACUGUCUUAGAACUCAGUCUUGCCUUUGCAAAAUACUUGAGUAGCUUACACAAUGGAGUGCCCUUGCUCAAACAGUUGUGUGAUCACAUUUUACUGAACCCAGCAAUAUGGAUUCAUACGCCGGCCAAGGUCCAAUUGGCUUUGUACUCAUAUAUGUCUACAGAGUUCAUCAGUACAGUGAACAUUUACAAUGCAGUGCGGAGAAUCGGGACCGUGCUCUUAGUGGUACAUACGUUGAAAUAUUACUAUUGGACUGUUAAUCCUCAGGAUCGCAGUGGAGUCACCCCAAAAUGCAUGGAUGGACCACGGCCAAAUCAGAAAGAAAUCCUAUCUCUCAGAGCACUUCUACUGAUGUUUAUCAAACAAUUGGUGAUGAAGGAUUAUGGAGUUAAAGAGGACGAAUUGCAGGCAAUUCUUAAUUAUCUGUUGACCAUUCAUGAGGAUGACAAUCUAAUGGAUGUCCUACAGUUACUUGUUGCACUAAUGUCAGAGCACCCAGGGUCCAUGAUCCCAGCUUUUGAUCAAAGAAACGGAUUGAGGGUUGUUUAUAAAUUGCUUGCAUCAAAAAGUGAAGGAAUAAGAGUUCAGGCAUUGAAAGUCUUGGGAUACUUUUUAAAGCACCUUUCACCAAAGAGGAAAUCCGAAGUAAUGCAAGGUCAUGGAUUAUUCUCUCUCCUUGCUGAGAGGCUGAUGCUUCAGACAAACACAAUCACAGUGACCACAUACAAUGUGCUGUUUGAGAUUCUUAUAGAGCAGAUUUGUACCCAAGUGAUACAUAAGCAACAUCCAGACCCAGACUCAUCAGUCAAGAUUCAAAACCCUUUGAUACUCAAAGUCAUUGCAACUCUCCUGCGGAACUCUUCUCAAUGCCCUGAAACGAUGGACGUACGUCGGAUGUUUCUUUCAGAUAUGAUAAAACUUUUCAAUAACAACAGAGAUAACCGAAGGAGCUUGUUGCAAUGCUCCGUAUGGCAGGAGUGGAUGCUGUCCCUGUGCUACUUCAACCCAAAGAACUCAGAGGAACAAAAAAUUACAGAGAUGGUAUACGCCAUCUUUCGAAUUCUUCUUUACCAUGCUGUCAAAUAUGAGUGGGGAGGAUGGAGAGUCUGGGUGGACACCAUCUCGAUAACACAUUCAAAAGUAACUUUUGAAAUGCACAAAGAAAACUUGGCUCGUGCUUUUAGGGAAUAUGAAGACCGAGUUGAAGGAGAAAUUGGGGCUGGACCUUCAAGCCCUCUACGCACAGUGUCUGGGAGCAACAUGUAUGUUGAAGCCAGACCCUUGACCCCACCUGUGGAAGUUAUGGAAGCUGUUAACAGUCCAAACUGUACAAAGGAAAUAGUACAUGAUCUUGACAUGACACAUAUGGAACAAGAUGGGGAACAUUCCCAUUCACUCCCUCCUGAAGAAGAAAGUAAAAUUAAUAUAGAAGCAAUCUCUGAUAUUGAGGUGGCAAUUAAUCAGGAUGUGUGUGAUUCAGAAGAACCAGCUAAGGAGCAAACAUCCAGAUAUGAAGAAAAUGCCAGCCCAUCGAUUGAUGAAAAUGGGACUACUGAAGCUACUGCCACAUCUGUGGUUAGCAGUAAUGAACAUUUAGAGGCCAAAGUUUCAGAUGAAACAGAAGUUAUCUCCAACAUUGAGGAAAGCAAAACAAAUUGUUCCGCAUCUGGAAUGGAUAGUCCAGACUUGGCAGUAGGGCAUGAGCCUCAAAUGUUAUGUGAGCGUUCUGAAGACCAACUAGUAGUAGUUAACCUAACCGAAAAUAAAGAUGAAGAAUUGACACCAACCUUGGAGUCACCCGAAGCUUCCACUCUACAAACUGAUUCACUUUCAACUGAUAUAAUUGAGUCUUCCACACCUGAAUCUGUUACAUCAGAAAGUAAAGAAGAAAACACAGAGUCAAAGAAAAAUGACGAAGCCAUUAGUGCAAAUGGAGAUGAAGCUACAGCUGAUUCUGCCAUUAGUCUGAAUGGCAGUGGUUAUAGAACCACAAGUGUUUCAGACGUCUCCCAAAUCUCAGAGAGAAAAAUAGCGAAACUUGAUGUUUCUAGCAUUGCUUCUGAUACAGAGAACCUGGAAUUAAAAGCGAGCACAAGCCAAGAUGUAGAUCAGCCUCCAGGAAUUGCACCCGAGCCAAAUAGACAACAGGCACAGUCGGAGUUAGAACAAAGCACUUCCUCUGAUGGCCAAAGGAGAGAUUCAAGAUCUACUAUGUUCCGUAUUCCAGAAUUCAAAUGGUCAUUGAUGCAUCAGCGGCUACUAACAGACCUCCUAUUUUCAAUUGAAACAGAUAUACAGAUGUGGCGAAGCCAUUCUACCAAGACUAUCAUGGAUUUUGUGAACAGCAGUGAUAAUGUAAUUUUUGUGCACAACACAAUCCACCUAAUCUCUCAAAUUACUGACAACAUGAUCAUGGCAUGUGGAGGGAUUCUACCAUUGCUUUCUGCAGCAACAUCUGCCACGCAUGAACUGGAGAAUAUUGAACCUACUCAAGGUCUGUCAAUAGAAGCAGCUGUCACAUUCCUGCAAAGAGCAAUUAGCCUGGUGGAUGUUCUCAUUUUUGCCAGUUCUUUGGGCUUUACGGAUAUUGAGGCUGAAAAGAACAUGUCAUCUGGAGGGAUUUUACGUCAGUGUCUUCGAUUAGUCUGUGCUGUAGCAGUAAGAAAUUGCCUGGAGUGUCAGCAACACCUACAAACAAAAUCCACAGGCGAGAACCUGAAAAAUCAGCAAGGGCUGGUGGGAACAUCAAAGUCUGCUGCAAAGAGUCCGAUUGAUAUUGUGACUGGAGGGAUUUCUCCAGUUCGGGACCUUGACAGGCUUCUCCAAGAUAUGGAUAUAAACCGUUUAAGAGCUGUGGUCUUCAGAGACGUGGAAGACAGCAAACAGGCUCAGUUCCUAGCAUUGGCUGUAGUUUACUUCAUUUCAGUGCUGAUGGUAUCCAAAUAUCGAGACAUUCUGGAGCCUCAGAAUGAGCGAAAACCACCUUCAGCCAGCAGGCCUACACAGGAAUCUGAGAAUGGGACUAGUGAUGCUGGAUCUGCAGGUCAGCAAGGUGUUCAGUCUGAGGUUCCAGCCUCCGCUGAAGAUGUUGAUGGCAGUGCAUCUUUAAGAAGAAGAGACUCUGGAAUUGGGGAAGAAUCUGCUUUGGGUACUGUCAGCAGUUCUGAUUCAGUGGCUGAGACAGGCCAGGAUCCUGUCAGUUCAGGCCCAGAUGCCAUCAGUGAGGUUUUAUAUACUCUUUCAUCUGAAGUUCGAAAAUCUACCCUAGAGAGUGGAAGUGAUGGAGUGAGUGAACAGCUUCCUGCAAAAAAUGUAAACGUAAAGGACAUACUCAGAAGUCUUGUGAGCACACCUGAUAAUUUAUCCCACAUAGACCCUGCGGUGCUUCCUCCAUCUUUUCUGGGAACGCUAGGAGAUCCUGCGGCUGAGCAUUCCGUCCAGUUCCGUUCAUUUGACAGGAGUGUUGUCAUAGCACCAAAAAAAUCUGUCUCCCCUUCUCCAGCUAAUGCAAGUACUGUCACAAGUGCAGUCAGCGUGGUUUCAUCAGUGGAUCCAUCCCAACCUGCAGAAGCUGAUGGAGAAUCUUCUGGCAGUGCUUCCUCUAAUUCAAAGCUGCCGUCUGUUCAAACGGUUGCGUCUGUGCCACAGGACUCUGCUUCACACAUGAGCAUUACAGAGCGAUUGGAGCACGCGCUGGAGAAAGCCGCCCCACUCCUGAGGGAGAUAUUUGUGGAUUUUGCCCCAUUUCUGUCUCGCACUCUUUUGGGUAGCCAUGGCCAAGAGUUACUCAUUGAAGGGACAAGCCUGGUUUGCAUGAAAUCCAGCAGCUCGGUAGUGGAAUUGGUCAUGCUUCUCUGUUCUCAGGAAUGGCAAAACUCCAUACAGAAGAAUGCAGGACUGGCUUUCAUUGAACUGGUUAAUGAAGGAAGGUUGCUGAGCCAAACUAUGAAAGAUCACCUGGUGAGAGUAGCCAACGAAGCCGAAUUCAUCCUGAGUAGACAACGGGCAGAGGAAAUACACAGACAUGCAGAAUUCGAGUCCUUAUGUGCCCAGUAUUCAGCAGACAAACGGGAAGAUGAAAAGAUGUGUGAUCAUUUAAUAAGGGCAGCCAAGUACAGAGAUCAUGUGACUGCAACCCAGUUAGUACAAAAGAUUGUUAAUAUUCUCACUGAUAAGCAUGGAGCUUGGGGGAGUUCAGCAGUAAGCCGUCCUCGUGAGUUCUGGCGCCUGGACUACUGGGAAGAUGAUUUGAGGCGCCGAAGACGUUUUGUACGGAACCCCCAAGGUUCGACACAUCCUGAAGCGACACUCAAAGCAGCCAUAGAACACGAUUCAGAUGAAGAUUCUCUUCUUAAAGGAAAACAGUCCAUCAAAACACAGGCUGUAACAGGACAGGGUUCUGAAAAUGAAAGCCUGUUGGAAGGAGAUGAUGACACACUGUCAUCCCUUGAGGAAAAGGACAUGGAUAACCUUACAGGUCCCGUUAGCCUCUGUACUCCUGCUCAGUUAGUGGCUCCCUCAAUAGUGCUGAAUGGGACCCUUUCUGUCACCUCCACUGAACUCUUCUUUGAGGUGGACGAGGACGAUCCUAGCUUUAAGAAAAUCGAUCCAAAGAUUCUUGCCUAUACUGAGGGCUUACAUGGAAAAUGGCUCUUCACAGAGAUACGUGCCAUUUUCUCACGUCGCUAUCUCUUGCAAAACACAGCAUUGGAAAUAUUCAUGGCAAACAGAGUUGCAGUUAUCUUCAACUUCCCAGAUUCAUCAGCUGUGAAAAAGGUUGUUCAUGGUCUUCCCAGAGUUGGAAUUGGCACGAACUUUGGGCUGCCUCAAACUAGGCGCAUCUCUCUGGCUACUCCCCGGCAGAUUUUUAAAGCAUCAAACAUGACACAACGUUGGCAGCACAGAGAAAUUUCAAACUUUGAAUAUUUGAUGUUCCUUAACACUAUUGCUGGACGUUCAUACAAUGACUUGAAUCAGUACCCGGUAUUUCCCUGGGUUAUCACCAAUUAUGAAUCAGAAGAGUUGGAUCUCACACUUCCCAGCAACUUCAGGGAUUUAUCCAAGCCCAUUGGAGCACUGAAUCCUAAGCGAGCAAACUUCUUUUCUGAGCGCUAUGAAACCUGGGAGGAUGACCAGGUUCCCAAGUUUCACUAUGGAACUCACUACUCGACAUCAAGCUUUGUACUCAGCUGGCUGCUAAGACUCGAGCCUUUCACGACAUUUUUCCUGAAUUUGCAAGGUGGUAAAUUUGACCAUGCGGAUAGAACCUUUUCAUCAAUUUCAAGAGCAUGGCGCAAUUCCCAGCGGGACACCUCAGAUAUCAAGGAACUGAUUCCCGAAUUCUACUAUCUUCCUGAAAUGUUUGUGAAUUUCAAUAAUUACAAUCUUGGAGUGAUGGAUGAUGGCACUGUGGUAUCAGAUGUAGAGCUUCCUCCAUGGGCCAAAACCCCAGAAGAGUUUGUUCGAAUAAACCGACUGGCCUUGGAGAGUGAAUUUGUCUCCUGCCAGCUCCACCAGUGGAUUGACCUGAUUUUUGGUUAUAAACAGCAAGGACCAGAGGCCACGAGAGCUCUCAAUGUGUUUUACUACUUAACCUAUGAAGGGACAGUCAAUCUCAAUUCAAUAACUGAUCCAGUCUUACGGGAGGGGGCGGAAUCCCAAAUCCGAAGUUUUGGACAGACCCCUUCACAACUUCUGAUAGAACCACAUCCACCCAGGAGCUCUGCCAUGCAGGUGUAUCUCCUCCUGCAGACUCCACUGAUGUUUACAGACCAAGCUCAACACGAUGUGAUCAUGGUCCUCAAGUUCCCAUCCAACUCUCCAGUCACUCAUGUUGCCGCCAACACACAGCCUGGGCUGGCCAGUUCCGCAGUCAUCACGGUUACUGCUAACAGACUGUUCGCUGUGAAUAAAUGGCACAGUCUCCCUGCCCAUCAAGGUGCUGUGCAGGACCAGCCGUACCAGCUGCCAGUGGAAAUCGAUCCUCUCAUAGCCAGCAACACUGGAAUGCACAGAAGGCAGAUAUCUGACCUCUUAGACCAAAGUAUCCAGGUCAACUCGCAGUGUUUUGUCAUAACAGCCGACAAUCGCUUCAUCCUGGUCUGCGGCUUUUGGGACAAAAGUUUCCGUGUAUAUUCUACAGACACAGGUAAACUGACUCAGGUAGUGUUCGGCCACUGGGAUGUGGUGACAUGCUUGGCCCGUUCAGAGUCGUACAUCGGAGGAGACUGUUAUGUACUUUCUGGGUCACGAGAUGCUACGUUAUUACUGUGGUACUGGAAUGGCAAGAGCAAUGGCAUUGGAGACAAUCCAGGCAAUGAAUUUGCCACUCCUCGGGCAAUUCUGACAGGUCACGACUGUGAAAUUACCUGUUCAACUGUUUGUGCAGAGCUUGGCCUGGUGAUAAGUGGUUCUAAAGAAGGACCAUGCCUGAUACAUUCUAUGAAUGGAGACCUUUUAAGGACUCUGGAUGCUGCAGAGAACUGCUUUCGACCAAAACUUAUCCAGGCUUCAAGAGAGGGCCACUGUGUUGUUUACUACGAAAAGGGCCUUUUCUGUGUAUUCAGUGUGAAUGGAAAACUUCAGGCCACCAUGGAAAUUGAAGAUAAUACACGGGCGAUUCUGCUUAGUCGAGAUGGCCAGUACAUGCUUACAGGCGGGGAUAAUGGAGUUGUCAUGGUCUGGCAGGUGUCUGACUUGAAACAACUUUUUGCAUAUCCAGGUUGUGAUGCUGGAAUCCGUUCUAUGGCAAUGUCUUUUGACCAAAGGUGCAUCAUGACCGGUAUGGCAUCUGGAAGUAUUGUGCUGUUCUACAACGACUUUAACCGUUGGCAUCACGAGUAUCAGACCAGAUACUGAAAGAGGAAUAUAAAUAAAUACUGAUAAAGCACUGCACUGAUUUUGCAAAUGCCUGCUGUAUACAGGCUACUGGUCCUUUAUAAAUAGCUAUAUUACAUUUGAAUGUAAUAUAAAGGAAACUCAAAUCAGCAAACUAUUUUUAGAGUUAUUUGCUAUUUUUGUAGACCUUGCUUUUCCUUUUUUUUGUGGGGAAUGGGGGAGAGCCUCAAGCAGAAGCAAGACGGCUGCUGGGUUCUGUAGUUAAGUAUAUAUAAACAUAAAUAUAUAUUUUUUAGUCCUAAGGGAAAGUCUAUUUUCAUCUGCGUAUGGGGAAAAUAUGCUUCAAAAGGAUGACUAAAUACACUUGUUGCAGGUCUGUCAUAGUGACCAGGGCUAGUUUUCUGUGAUCUUGAUUUUAAAGGAGUAGCUGUAGGUGUUCCUAGGUGCAUUUUAAACUGUUUCUUUUCUUGCAUUUUAUGGUGUAUUGCAGUUUAUUUUUGUUUUUGUUUGUUCCCCCCUCCUUCCCCCCACACACAUUUUCAAAAUGAUUGUACUUCUACAACAACUACACUGAAUUUGUUGACGACUUGUAAUAAUUAUAUUUGAUUGAAUUUCGGAAGAAUCUAUUUCAUCGGAUGCCAUGUUGUGUAGUUAGAGAUGAGUUGGAUAUUGUUUAAGAGAAAAUGAUUAGACAGUGUCAAUGGAGCUGAAGUUACGUUCUCUUUGCUAUACAUGUUAAAAGUAUGGUGAAGCUUGCUAUACAGUUAGUAACCAAGAAGUCAACUUAAACUUUGCAUUAUAUUAUCUUCCAUAGAAUUGUGUCUUGGGCCACAUAAUUGUACAGGGCUUUGAUGUAGAGUCUGCUAUUCCUACCCCUUUAAUUUAGUUAACCAUAGAUGGGAAACAUGCUCUUGUGACUAUUUUGGAUGUUUUCUAUUACUCUCCUUAAUUUCUAACUAUUGACCACCAGAUCAUAUACAUAAAACUGUUCGUAAACCCUACUCUGCGUGAAACUGGACAGACCGCGCAGGCAUAAAGUAAUAAUGUAUACUAAACAACAAGACUUUAUUUUGAUGUUUGCAUAGUUUUACCCUUUUUCUACAAGAUUGAUGUGCAGAAUUCAGUGAAAAUAUUUGUGAAGAAACAAACUGUAUUGUUUUGUAAGUCUGUACUGCCUAAGGACUUGUUUGUAACUCGUGAACCAUGAUAUGAGCCGAUCCAACAUUCCAUAUCUCUCCAGAUUAAGAUAAAUUUAUCUACCUGCUUGAGGAUGCAGCUCACCCUUUUCUACUUAUUAAGUGACAAUCUUUUCAUUAGCUGAAGUGUGGGAUGGAAUAACCGAAUGAAAAAUAAAUAAAUAAAAUGGAAUUUCUAAUUGCAACUAUAAAA
Messenger RNA from Pelobates fuscus (common spadefoot toad), 9925 nucleotides. It is a transcript of the gene LRBA, whose product is annotated as LPS responsive beige-like anchor protein. Gene Ontology annotation, cellular component: membrane; cytosol. NCBI's taxonomy places the organism in Eukaryota, Metazoa, Chordata, Amphibia, Anura, Pelobatidae. The transcript has 56 exons. Bases 89 to 8557 code for a protein of 2822 amino acids. The record is from RefSeq and is a predicted model, not a curated record. Gene Ontology annotation, biological process: intracellular protein localization. Gene Ontology annotation, molecular function: protein kinase binding.